AGGAAACCAGGUUGUAAACAUUCUAGUAGGGUUCCUCGUUUGUUAGAAUAAAGUCUAACAACAGCAAGAACAACGAAGCUACGAGUGUUUAGUGCUCAGUAUUAUCAUUAAAUAUGUCGGGCCGGGAUCCUUUCCCCUCCCCAAGGUUUGAAAACUGCUUCACCCUCAGCGGCUUCAGGCCGCAACAGACAACAACAUAUGGUAAGCCUACCCAUAUCGCCCAAACAGAGGAACCCUGGAGUCGUCUCCAUGAUGCAGCCACUUUGGCCAGCUCCCAGCGGACUGUUAUGCGUUAUGAGCAUCAGGCUCCAAUGGACAGCCUCGACUUCCAACUAAAGUCUGUCUACGAUCACCACAGGGACUUCUUCUGGUUAAAGAACCAGAUUGUAUACCAGAAGGAGACCGUCUCUGAGGACCACCGGAAGCAGGGAAACUUGAAGCAGGACUUGUUGGAGACGGAACAAGAGAAAGACAUCAGAGUGUGGGUCGAUCCACAGAGGUGCUCCAUCUACAGCAUUAAGUGAAGCUCAGGUACUUUCCAAUAAGUGCUACACUAGGGAGAAGUGAGGCAGCUUGUAUUCAAUGUAAAGCUUCCAGAACUACUAUCUUUGACUGCAACCAACAUGAGAGCUCUGUAAAUAAAGGAGUUCUCUCAGUG
Anoplopoma fimbria (sablefish) is the source of this 658-nucleotide messenger RNA. It is a transcript of the gene cfap276, whose product is annotated as cilia and flagella associated protein 276. NCBI's taxonomy places the organism in Eukaryota, Metazoa, Chordata, Actinopteri, Perciformes, Anoplopomatidae. The record is from RefSeq and is a predicted model, not a curated record. The coding region runs from base 114 to 524 and encodes 136 amino acids. The transcript is spliced from 5 exons.